AUGUCUUUAUUUAAUGAAGAUGAAAUCAAAAUCGUGUGGUAUUUGUCCACUAUAGGAAAUGAAAAGUCUUAUAGGAAGGUAAAUAAAGUUAACUUGGUCAAUGUAUCAAUUCCUAAAAUUGUGGAACAAAUUGAUGAUUCAAUUAAUUUAAGAUUGUCAUCCAACUUGAUGUAUGGGUUGUCAGUACUUUACAAAUUGAAGACCAACUUCUUCUACAACGAUUUAACCUUCUUGAAAACUCAAUUUAUCACGUCUCCUUUCAAAGUUUCUACCGACUUAACUGAUCAUAAAGUCAAAGCACUCAACAAUUUCUUGAAGGAUGACAAGAGCUUCGUGAUUGAAGAUUUGGUUCCUCGAUUCCACCCUGAUGAUAUCGAAUUAGGAAGAAGAGGAUUUCAAAAUGAUAUCCAUGGUUUUCAAGAAUUUCCUUUUCAGAUCAACUUACCAGGAUAUGAGAACAUCAAUGAUGAUUAUGAUAUGGAACUCAACUUGACUAAUAGGAGUACCAUGUUCAGUGAACCUAUGUUAGAUAAUUUCGAUUUGGAUUUCGAUUUGAAUUUAGAUUUAGAUUUGAAUUCUUCUUCAAGUGGUAUCAAAAACCUUCAAAAAAUUAACGAAUUGCCCGUGGCAACUAAGGUAGAUGUUAACUCGAACAAAAGAAAGUUCAAGUUGAUAAUUGACGAAGAGCUUAGAUUAUCCACCUCCGAAUUUGAUGAUUUUAAAAAUAAUUAUGAAAUUAUCAUGGAAAUUCAAAGAUUAAAAAAACAAUUCAAAGGCAAGCAUCCGUUUGAUAGAGAUAUUGAAAUCGGAAGAAAGUUAGUUGAAGAGAUCAGGUAUGAUAUGGAAAGUGAAGAAGGAAUUUUUGAUUAUGAGCAAAGUGUCGAUGAUGAUGCAAGGUUUGAGCUUUCAUUUCCCGAAUUAGACCUCUCGGGAGUUAGGACCAAUUCAUUAUCCAGAUCUACUUCGAGGUCAAAUUCUAUUUACGGUCCAAUUUCAGGGAUUGACCAAACCAUUGAAGAGAGUAAUAGAUUUUUCAAUUAUUUGAAAAAUUUCCAAUCGUCUCUUCUUAAGUUUUCUGAAGUUUGUCCCCCUAGAUGUACAAAAACUUUGGUUUGUAAAUCAUUUAUGUCCGUUUUAGAGUUAUCUACCAAUAACUCCAUUCAUCUUAAUGUAGAUGAAUCAAAUGAAACUGAAUUGAUGGAAUCCCACAACAUCAGAAUAAUGUUUUAG
Molecule: messenger RNA, 1230 nt
Organism: Yamadazyma jaroonii
Lineage: Eukaryota; Fungi; Ascomycota; Pichiomycetes; Serinales; Debaryomycetaceae
Source: the annotation of a GenBank genome assembly